UGCUCCACGGGCGGAAGAGGCGGCGGCGGCGGCUGGAGCGGCGGCUGCGGUGGUAGGAGCCAAGGAGCAGGCUCCAGACGCUGCUUAGGAACCGGGGACCCGGGAGUGCCCGCACCCUGAGCUCUCAGCUCCGGAGGCGUCAUGGCAGAGUACGGGACUCUCCUUCAGGACCUGACCAACAACAUCACCCUUGAAGAUCUGGAACAGCUCAAGUCAGCCUGCAAGGAGGACAUCCCCAGCGAGAAGAGUGAGGAGAUCACUACAGGCAGUGCCUGGUUUAGCUUCCUGGAGAGCCACAACAAGCUGGACAAAGACAACCUCUCCUACAUUGAGCACAUCUUUGAGAUAUCCCGCCGUCCUGACCUACUCACUAUGGUGGUUGACUACAGAACCCGUGUGCUUAAGAUCUCUGAGGAGGAUGAGCUGGACACCAAGCUAACCCGCAUCCCCAGUGCCAAGAAGUACAAAGACAUUAUCCGGCAGCCCUCUGAGGAAGAAAUCAUCAAAUUGGCUCCCCCACCAAAGAAGGCCUGAGCAAUGGGGAGGAAGAGGAGGAAGGUUGGAUCUUCAUCAGACCACUCCCUUCCCCAUCCUCAAUGGGAGGGGCUAGGGCAACCCCCUGCCCUGUACCCACUUACUAACUUGGUCCUAACCCCUUUACUAUGCGCGUGUGUGUGCGUGUGCGCACGCUCUGGCUGUCUGUCUGUCUAGCUCAUCUAGUUCCUCCUCCUCAUGAGGGGAUUGCAGUCAGGGGAGGGGGAACUUAAUUUCCCCACUAUAGGGGGAGGUAGAAGCUAUUUCUAUGAAAAUAGAAAUUGGCACAUUCCUCCUCCUCCCCUUUCCUCCACUCUUCCCCCACAUCUUUAAAGUAUGGAAGCAGAAAGGACCUGCAUUUUCCUACACUGAGGAGCUAAGGUAAAGAUGAGGUAUGGGAGAGAUGGUUAGAUCUAAAGAAAAGCAGUGGGGGAGGGUAAAGAGGCUACUCAACCUCCACCUGGAAGGGACGAAGAAAGGCCAGAAUUCAGUAUUUGUAUUAGGCUGGACUGGCUAGAAUCCAGUUUCCUGCUAUUCCUUAGGCUGAAGUCCCAAGUGCCAGUGGUCCCUCCCCUUGCCAUGGGCCUGGGAUGGGUUUGAGCCAGAAAUCUUAAUGAGAAGACCACUAGAUCCUUUCCUGGCCCCAAAGAUCUAACCCCAUGGAGAAGAGAAGUCAGUAUUUGAUGCCCCCAACUUCUGCUCUGGAGACUAUGCUGGGACCAUGCACUACUGAGCCUGAGACAGGAAUGCAGGCAGAGACAGGCCCCCUUUCUACUUCUCUGUUCCUAGAUACAGACUGUUGGAAUACACUGACCCUGAGCCUAGGGAGAUUGGGGAAUGCAAUCCCUUUUAGGUUUUAAACCCCAACCUGCCCACUCCUUCAGGGUCCCAAUGUGGAUAUUGUAGACAACCUUCCCACUCUCCAGUUUAGAAUUCCCCAAGCAAGAAAGGGUUAACUACAGUUGUUUCCUUUGCACUGACUACCACCCCAAUUCAAUCCAGGAAGGGACUUGGUGACCUUUCUCAUUUGGCUUGUGAAUGCCUCACAGCCAAGUCACUAGAGUACAGUGAGUGAACCCAGCCUCCUACCUGUCCCAAGAUGCCCUUCCCCAUCUUGACCGUGCUAACUGUGUGUACAUAUAUAUUCUACAUAUAUGUAUAUUAAACCCGCACUGCCAUGUCUGCCCUUUUUUUGUGGUUUUUAGCAUUAACUUAUUGUCUAGGCCAGAGCCGGAGUGGGAGGGGAAUGCCACAGUAAAGGGAGUGGCAGAGCCAAAUUGUUAAAUAGUCCAAACAGAAAAGAAAGCAUUUAAACCAACCACAACAAACAUUAAAUUUACACACAAGCUCAGAGAAAGUUGAAGGUAGGAGCUUUUAGGAUGUGGGAGCAAAACUUCACAGGGAGGGGAGGAUGGGCUGUCCGAAGAGAGAAGCCAGAGUGGCUAGAGCACCCUCAACUCCUAGCCAAGCCCAGUCUGCCCAUCUCCUCUGGCCACUGCUGCAGACACCUGCCUUAACACACACCUCCAGUUUUGCCUUAAAGGUCCUUCCUAAGUCUCCCUAGUCUUGCCUGGCUUCUCCUUUAAAAAAAGAGAUACUUGUACAACUGGGAGAAAGGAAAUAAGCAUAAACCAUCCUUCCAUCUGGAUUGUUGUAUGAGAGCAAGAAUGAGAUGGCGCUUACUUUAUGGAAGAAAAAAAAGAGAAGAGAGGGUGCUUUUCAGCAGUUUCUCUAUAAGGCAAAAAAACAAAACAAAACCCACAAACCUUAAAAAGACUAACCUGCCCGAAUAGACUGAUCUACCCUGCUACCCUCGUGCUGCUGGUCGCCCCUAGCCUGUGCUCCUCUGUCUGCAGCAUGCACAGCCUUGUUCUAACCCUGGAAUAAAGGUGACUGACUGUACUGUA
Messenger RNA from Meriones unguiculatus (Mongolian gerbil), 2441 nucleotides. RefSeq names its product proliferation and apoptosis adaptor protein 15 (gene Pea15). Gene Ontology annotation, biological process: MAPK cascade; negative regulation of extrinsic apoptotic signaling pathway via death domain receptors. The record is from RefSeq and is a predicted model, not a curated record. NCBI's taxonomy places the organism in Eukaryota, Metazoa, Chordata, Mammalia, Rodentia, Muridae. Bases 142 to 534 code for a protein of 130 amino acids. Gene Ontology annotation, molecular function: protein binding. The transcript is spliced from 4 exons.